AUGUCCUUCAGCCUGGACGACAACGGCAACCCCGACGAGCUCAACUUCGACAACGAUAGAGACGUCAAACUCCAGAAAGCAGCAGGCAGAACUAUCGAUCUUGUCGCCUACGCCGAAAAGACAGGAUUUUCGGCCGCCGAAACUGCCGGGAUGGUGCCGGCCGGUAGUGUAUUCGGUGACCUUGUCGCCAAUUGGUUGGGAGAGGUCAAGGAACUCGGCCAAAACAAGUUUCAAGCAAACAACCUGAUUCAUUAUGUCCAGCGGCAGUACCAGAAGAAAGUCGACGGCGCCUAUGACGCCCAGCUAGCAAUGGAUAUUCCGAAUUUCCGCGAAGCCGUACAAAAGGCCAAACAUCAUUUGCACAGGGGAUUGCAAGUCCAAGUUCUUGCGCUUAUACAUAUUAUCAAAACUUCACUUAAGAAGAGCCUCACCCACAUAUUCAAGCGCCAUGAGAGGGUAGGGGAGGUGAGGGAAAACAUCGAUGUCCUGUUCAGCAAGUGGGAUACUGCGAUGAACAUCAACUUGAGACUUGCCACUGGAGCUGGUAAUAAGGGUUCCCGAUCCAAUGGGGGGAUGGCCGGUCAGCUCUCCACGGAGAGUCCCAACAGUCCAAUGGAUCUCGCCCUGACACCAAUGAAUCAACCCUCCAUCGUCUACAAAGCAGCUGUGGGGGAGCUUGAUCCCCGUACGGAGUUUAAGGAGGGCAUGAAACUCCUGAACGACGUCCACGAACAUCGGCGACAAGUACAGGAGGGCUACGACACAAACCAGGCCGUCAACAAACGCUUGACGUUGGUGGGCGAGGCGGACGACGAGCGCGAACAGGAGGCAAUGGCUAUGCUGCACAAAGCCCCCUGGAAAGAAGAUUUCCAAUUGGCCGGCGCUACUGCUGUUGUCAAGAAGAAGCCUGCUGCCUCUUCCUCCAGCAAGCACGACGUUGGCUAG
This is a messenger RNA of Cryptococcus wingfieldii CBS 7118, 945 nucleotides long. RefSeq lists its product as hypothetical. Bases 1 to 945 code for a protein of 314 amino acids. NCBI's taxonomy places the organism in Eukaryota, Fungi, Basidiomycota, Tremellomycetes, Tremellales, Cryptococcaceae. The record is from RefSeq and is a predicted model, not a curated record. The transcript has 5 exons.